AGGCAAGAGAUCACUUGCUUAUGCAACAAGAGCUUGAGUAGACGCAAAUAAUUAGCGACCUGGCUACCCUAGACAACAUAAUUGGAAAAUGGCUGCUACAAGUUCGCCUCAGCGAUGGAAGCAUCUAUACAGCGUCCUCACUAAGUCUGGACCCUUCAGCGAUGAAGAUUGGGUCCCUGGACCAGAGACGAUAAGUGCUUUGGAGUCAUCCAAAAUUCUGGUCAUAGGCGCUGGCGGCCUAGGAUGUGAGAUCCUCAAAAACCUGGCUCUGUCAGGCUUCAAAGACAUCCACGUCAUUGACAUGGAUACGAUCGAUAUUUCCAACCUGAACAGACAAUUUCUAUUUCGCCAGUCAGACAUAGGCAAGCCCAAAGCUGAGGUUGCUGCUGCCUUUGUAGAAAGACGAGUCAAGGGGGUUAAGAUCACACCUUAUGUAGGGAAGAUCCAAGACAAAGACGAAGAUUACUACAUGCAAUUCAAGAUCAUCGUCUGCGGUCUCGAUAGCAUUGAAGCCAGACGAUGGAUUAACUCGACUCUGGUCGGAAUGGUCGAUUUCGAGGAUCCAGAAAGUUUGAAGCCACUUAUAGAUGGUGGAACAGAAGGAUUCAAGGGACAGGCGCGUGUGAUUUUGCCCACGCUUUCCUCUUGUAUCGAGUGUCAGCUUGACAUGCACGCGCCGCGACCGGCUGUUCCUCUUUGUACCAUCGCAACCAUUCCGCGCCAGCCUCAACACUGCAUCGAAUGGGCUCAUCAGAUUGCCUGGCAGGAACAGCGCAAAGAUGAUGCAUUCGAUAGUGACGACAUGGAGCACAUUGGCUGGGUCAACAAUGCUGCUCUGGAGCGGGCGAAGCAGUUCAAUAUCUCCGGCGUCACGUUCCAGAUGACUCAGGGAGUAGUCAAGAACAUCAUCCCGGCUAUUGCCUCAACCAAUGCUGUGAUCGCAGCCGCAACUACCUCCGAGGCAUUGAAGAUUGCCACAUCGUGCAACCCGUAUCUUGAGAACUAUAUGAUGUAUGCAGGAGAAGAGGGCGUGUACACGUACACAUUUGAGGCAGAGAAGAAGCCAGACUGCCCGGUGUGCGGAAAUCUGGCACGCAAAUUGACCGUGAAUCCGAAUAUGACGCUUGAGGAAUUCAUCGAGACCCUUGGAGAACGGCCUGAGGCUCAGCUGAAGAAGCCCAGUAUGAGGACGGAGGAGAAGACACUCUACCAACGGUUCCCGCCGCAAUUGGAGGAACAGACUCGCGCUAAUCUGAAGCUUAAGCUGAAGGACUUGAUUGAGGACGGCCAGGAAAUCGCAGUCAGUGACCCGGCGUAUAUCAUCGAUUUCCGCUUCCGACUGGCGUUUCAAUAGACGAAGGGCCGCUGUGAUGGACCGGCAACUACACGUUACGAAGAAUCGCUGAUGCUCUGAUGAUCAUGUUCAAGACCUAGGAAG
Messenger RNA from Aspergillus neoniger CBS 115656, 1438 nucleotides. RefSeq names its product NEDD8-activating protein UBA3. Bases 89 to 1354 code for a protein of 421 amino acids. Gene Ontology annotation, molecular function: NEDD8 activating enzyme activity. NCBI's taxonomy places the organism in Eukaryota, Fungi, Ascomycota, Eurotiomycetes, Eurotiales, Aspergillaceae. The transcript is spliced from 6 exons. Gene Ontology annotation, biological process: protein neddylation. Gene Ontology annotation, cellular component: cytoplasm; nucleus. The record is from RefSeq and is a predicted model, not a curated record.